CCUCAACUUGGUUAAUGGCCCUACAACGUAGCCCAUUCACUGCAUUUGUAUCAUUGCCAAAGGCUGAAAUGCACAUAGCCCACUUUGUUAAUUGUUGUAAAAAAGUGUUGUGCCUAUAGGCCAGAAAUAGAGCCCCAUACUUUGAGUUGAUUUGGGGAAAAUAUUUUGUUAAAUUCUGUUCUUUUAGUAGUCUUGAUAGAUUUAUGUGUGUUGCAACAAGUCUGUGUUGCCUUGAACUUUGGAGUUAGGGGGCUCUGGUGGAAAACGUUGAACUAACCAGGCUUCACUGUCCGUGGGAUAUAAACUUAAGUGCAGCCUUUACACCGAUGAUGACAGUUAGACAGUUGACGAUGGCAAAUUAACCCUUUUCAGUCUUUCCUUCCCCCUUCCUCUGUCGUGUCCACACUCCUUACCUAAAACCGCCACCUCCCCGUGCACGUGCGUCCUGUGGGAGGUUCCUCUUACCUCCCUUGCGUUAAACACUCCUUAAAUUGUAACGUUAUCAUAAACAGUCCGGCUUCGGGGGUCCAUAAUCUCCUCUCUCGGGCUUUACCGAGACUUCUCAUUGGACGUCAACACGCGACCAACGCGAGGAGGGGGGCUCCCGGACGCGUGCCGCUUUUUAAAUCGACGCCGCUCCUUGAGACACCAGAGAAGGAGUCCCGCACGCGACAGUCAUAUUCACACAGUGCGACAGCACCAGUGCUUGCCUCCAAAUAACUUUCCCACUGAUAUUAUUAGUCUGUUUUACUCUACUUAGAUUUUGGGGUUCUUUUUGGAAACAUGGAUGUCCGAUGUGUGGAAGAUUGGAGCAAAGGCACGCGGGAGGUGUCAAUCCUCGACUCACGGCAGCAGAGCCCGAGAGGGGUGGACCAGCUCGAGGAGUCCCGCUACGAUCCUGGGCUGACGCUCGUGGACGGCGGCAGUGACCCACGCGCCUGGCUGGCUCUGGUGCAGCCUUCUGGCACCUGCGAGGCACACGCCAUUACACCUGACUACCUGCGGCACUCGCCCUGCCCGAGCACCGGCUCCUACCAAGAGAGUGGCUCCCCGGAGUCUUCGGGCCACCCCAGCCCUCCCUGCUACAGAAAAACUGCCAAGAGCCCCUCCUCUUCUUCGCUCAAAGUCAGGGACCUGUGCCGUCUUAAAGGCACGGUCACCGGGUGCGAGGAGGACACGUCCACGAGACAGAGAGCCCCUUCCAGCAAACCCGUCGGCGGGGUCCAGAAGCAGAGGCGCGUGGCCGCCAACGCGCGGGAGAGGAGGAGGAUGCACGGACUUAACCACGCGUUUGACGAGCUGCGCAGCGUAAUCCCGGCGUUUGACAACGACAAGAAGCUGUCCAAAUAUGAAACUUUACAGAUGGCGCAGAUUUACAUCAACGCUCUGGCCGAGCUGCUCGAAGGCCCGGUCUCCUCCAGCGACAACCACGUCUCCAACAAUAACAGCUCGCCAAAGUCCGGCAUUACGCUUUCAUCCACCGUUAAUUUUGACGGGGCGAAGGACAAGGCGUCCCCGUCCCCUACACCCGGGAGGACAGCGGCGGCGGCGCCCGUCUCAGGUGGCAGCUUACCUGCCCACAUAGGCGGGAUGCCUUUCCGCUCGUCCUUCGACGAUAGUUCGUUUUCCGCCCUGGUAGAAGAAGCUAUGCGUUCGCCCUCUCCUUCUUCAUCCACUCGGGCUGGCAGUUCGCUCGCACUGGUCACAGGUGGCAGGAAGGAGUCUCCACGGAGCGACGGGGAGUUUUCCCCGCACUCCCAUUUCAGUGACUCCGAUGAAAUAGCGAUGGAGCUCCACUCAAGUGAAGAAGAUGACCUCUCAGAACUCAAGCUACCCAGACACCGUCAUCACGCCGUUUCUUUCUGAGUGAUUUAAAAAUAACAGACUAUAUUAAAGAUUCACUAUAGCCUGCAACAAAAUAAUGUCCAUAAACCGUGUCAAUCAUACGUUUAUCUGUUAGUAACAAAACGCAUUUUUAAGAGGAUAGAAACGUUUCCUGCUUCAGAAAAGUCAUGUUCAAUUUUUAACAAUAAUUCUACUUUGUCAACUUGUUGCAUAGUCUAAAGAUGAUUUUUUUAAAAAUGUGAGAUAGGCCUAAUUCGGUUCUGCCAAUAGAUGUAUAGCCUAAAAUUUCUGGUUUCCAUGGAGACGUGGCUUGAAGACCCCUCUGCCAUGUCGCAUGCAGCACUGCCAUGGGUAUCUCCCACGUCACUCCAACCAAAAACCUGUCUUCCACAAAAUCAUAACUUUACGGAUAAUUUCUUAUAUUUGAUAAUGUAAAAAUAAGUUUUGUAGCUAUAAUAUGAUUUUUGUUAUUAUGUUUUUAUUUGUUAAUUCGUAUAAUGUAUUUUGUUUUGCAACUUCAAAAGUUCAUGAUGUGCACUUUAAUAAUAUACGAGCCAGAGGCUUGAGAAAUGCGACUUUUGUUUUCAAACCAUAAACAAUAUUGUUUUGCUUUGUUUGCUAGUGUAGUACUGCCAAUUCCAUGCAAAUAGCCUAUUUAAUGUAGCCAUCAUUGCUGCCUUCUUUUGUAUUUGCUUUUGUAUCUUCAGAUGAACUUGUGUGUCUUUUGCUUUCACUGGAUGAGAUUAAUUGACAUGUAUUUAUUGCUGAAAUUUUUCAUUUGAUUUGCUUUUUAUAACUCAUAGUUAAAUUUUUGCCAUUUAUUGUUAUGUUCAUUUGAAUUUG
This is a messenger RNA of Micropterus salmoides (largemouth bass), 2688 nucleotides long. RefSeq names its product atonal bHLH transcription factor 1a (gene atoh1a). NCBI's taxonomy places the organism in Eukaryota, Metazoa, Chordata, Actinopteri, Centrarchiformes, Centrarchidae. Gene Ontology annotation, molecular function: protein dimerization activity. The transcript is spliced from 2 exons. The record is from RefSeq and is a predicted model, not a curated record. Bases 784 to 1866 code for a protein of 360 amino acids.